AUGAAAGGGGAACGAAUCAAGAAAAUAUAUAACAGAAUCUCUCUUUCUCUUCGCGUGCUUGGUGAAAACUACAGGUAUGGGAAAGUGUUCAGAACACAUAUCUUGGGGAAACCCAUAAUAGUGUCAACCGACCCAGACGUGAACAAAGUGGUUUUGCAGAACCAUGGCAGCGUUUUCAUACCUUGCUAUCCCAAAUCAAUCACAGAGUUACUCGGAAAAUCUUCAAUUCUUCAAAUGAAUGGAAAUCUGCAGAAGAGAGUGCAUGCACUUAUCGGAGGCUUCUUGAGAUUUCCACAACUCAAAGCCCGUAUUACUCGGGACAUUGACAACUCAGUCAAACUCUCAUUGUCAACCUGGAAGGACAAAGACCACCGCCCAAUAAUUUACCUCCAAGAAGAAACCAAAAAGAUCACUUUCGAAGUUCUGGUCACAGUGUUGAUGAGCGUUGGCCCUGGUGAAGAUAUGAACUUCCUCCAAGAAGAAUUUGAAGAAUUCAUCAAAGGGUUGAUCUGUUUACCCAUUAAGCUUCCGGGAACAAGACUAUAUAAAUCUCUGAGGGCCAAAGAAAGAUUGUUAAAGAUGGUUAAAAGGAUUGUGGAGGAGAGGAGAAUGGCCAUGGACAAGACAGAAGCGAAGGGUUUCCCAAAUGACGCGAUUGAUGUGCUGUUACGCGACACAGGUGAAUCAAAUGAGACCCAGCAACGUCUACCGUUGGAUUUCAUCAGUGGGAAUAUCGUAGAGAUGAUGAUCCCAGGAGAGGGCUCCGUGCCCAUGGUCAUGACCCUAGCUGUCAAAUUUCUCAGUGACAGCCCCGUCGCUCUAGCUCAUUUAGUGAAGGAAAACAUGGAGCUGAAAAGGGUGAAGGCUCAUUCUGGAGAUGAGUAUGCUUGGACAGAUUACACCUCUUUGUCAUUUACUCAAAAUGUGAUCAGUGAGACUCUUAGAAUGGCAAAUAUCAUCAAUGCAGUUUGGAGAAAAGCACUCAAGGAUGUAGAAAUCAAAGGUUAUUUGAUACCAAAAGGAUGGUGUGUCUUGGCAUCCUUCAGUUCUGUUCACAUGGAUGAAGAAAACUAUGAAAACCCAUAUGAGUUUGAUCCAUGGAGAUGGGAGAAAACAGGAGCUACUGUAAACAGUAGUACCUUUACACCAUUUGGUGGUGGACAGAGGCUGUGUCCUGGUUUGGAACUCUCAAGGCUAGAAAUCUCAAUCUUCCUUCAUCAUCUUGUUACAACGUACAGAUGGGUGGCCGAGGAAGAUGAAAUUAUCCAUUUUCCGACAGUCAAGAUGAAGCGGAAGCUGCCCAUAUCCAUCACGCCCAUAGACCACUGAGUUCUCUUUAUUUCUGCUACAGUCAUAUGAAUCAUAUCAUACCAACAUCGCGUAAAAUGACUCUAUAUCAUAUCAUACCUGUGUACUUGUUAAAUGUUAGCUGUCCUUUGAGAUUGUAGGCAACUACGAAUGUGCACUUUAGAUUUAUUUCGGAAGGUUCAACUUAAUUAAUUGUUCUUGUCCAAGUUUCGAAACAAUUUGUCUGGCAG
Messenger RNA from Ilex paraguariensis (yerba mate), 1538 nucleotides. The record is from the annotation of a GenBank genome assembly. Lineage: Eukaryota; Viridiplantae; Streptophyta; Magnoliopsida; Aquifoliales; Aquifoliaceae.